This is a messenger RNA of Xenia sp. Carnegie-2017, 3433 nucleotides long. RefSeq names its product coiled-coil domain-containing protein 186-like. Gene Ontology annotation, biological process: vesicle cytoskeletal trafficking. Gene Ontology annotation, molecular function: small GTPase binding. Lineage: Eukaryota; Metazoa; Cnidaria; Anthozoa; Malacalcyonacea; Xeniidae. The coding region runs from base 481 to 3024 and encodes 847 amino acids. Gene Ontology annotation, cellular component: trans-Golgi network. The transcript has 18 exons. The record is from RefSeq and is a predicted model, not a curated record.
GAAGUACAAGUAUGAAGUAUACACAAAAAAUGCAAAUGUUGAAGUAAGAGUUUCUAUACGGCUGUUUUUCUUUCAAACUUUCAAAUGAGAUGAAUAUCUAGUAAGGUUGGUGUAUCUUUGAAUGUUCUAAGAUAUAACUGGUGUGGAAACAAGUGAACAGCAUCCAUUUGUGAUGUCUACAAGAUGAUAUGAAUGAUUUCAUUGAUUUGACAACAGUACAAAGUUUAUAAUCUUGCUAAAACUUACAAAAUAUAUUCUUCGUCCUUCAAAUAUACGCUAUGAAAAGUGAAAGCAGAAAAUUGGCAAAUGGGGCGAUGUUACCGUAAAGUCAAAUAGUUGUCUGCGUGGUAUUGGCCUUUUGGGUAUAUUUCUAAAUGAACUUAAAUCAGAUAUUGUGGUCUUCUGUUUACGUUUUUUAAGAAACCUCCUCAUUAGUAUUGUGUGGUGCGAGCUUUCUGUUGUAUUAUAUUUUCCUUACUCAUGUCAGAAAGUACAAAUAAUGACAUUAACUUAAAUGAAACGGACUUAGAAAAGUCAACCGUGGAAAAUUUCGAUAUCAGUUCCGACAAAUUGUCAAAUGAUCAAAGUGUCGACGCUAUGGUCUGCGAUAGCGAAAGAGAAAAUUUCUGCAAGAGUCAAGAAACAUCGCCUUGUGAGAGGGAUGAAAGUAUAAAAAACGAGAGAAGUUUAAAGGAUGAACUUGAGAAGAUUAAACUAGAUUACGAAGAUUGUCGACAAAGAGAAAAUGACUUGAAUGAAGAACUACGAAAGGUCGACUUUCAAACCGUGAAAGUUGCUGAAUUGGAAAUACUAAACGAAGAACUCAGAGAGCAGUUAAAUGAAACGUUAAAAGAGUGCUGUACUCUAAGAGAGGAUUUAACGAAAACCAAGCAAGAAAAAAAUGAUUUAAUAAAUCAGGUUUCCACACCACCAGAUGGCAAAGAAGAUAAAAGUUGUUUCCUACAAGACCAAAUAAAAUCUUUGGAAGAGCAAAAUGUAGAAUAUGAAAAGGAACUCAAUGAAACCAAAGAUAAACUUCAUUCUCAUGAUCUAGCUGCAAAGAAAGCUAUAUCCACUCUGAAGAAGGAACUUACUCUUAGAAUUGACCAGGUCACAAAGAUGUAUGAAGAUUGUCUCCGGGAACGUGAUGGCUUAAACAUGAAGGUUUCACAACUCACAGAAGAGAAGCAAGAAAUAGUAAAGAUGCAAGAUACGAUGAACACGAAAAUAUCCGACAUGGAAAAGGAAAAUGAAAGACUUCAGCAACAGAUAAAGAAAAUCAACAAUGACUACAAGUCAAGUCAAGCAACGCUAUUGGCACAGGAAAGAGAGAUAAUUGCCAAACAAAAGGAGGUGGAAAAAUCUCAAGAAGAUGUCAGCUCGCACACAGUUAAAAUGAAGUGGUCACAAAACAAACUGAAGGCUGAGUUAGAUUCGCAUAAGGAAACAAAAGUGAAGUUGGCACAGACAUUGCAAAAGUUAAAGGAGGCUAAAGAAGAAGGAGAACAGAUACGGGCUGAUUGUCAAGCUAUGAUAAAGCAAUAUCAGGAGUCUGAAGAAAUGAGGUCAAACUCAUUAGAUCAAGAACUAAAGCAAAAAGAAUCAGAAUUACAGAAGCACACGCAAUCAAUUGCAAACCAUGAUGAGAACAAUAAGAAUCUCUUGCAAGAACUAAAUCGAAAGAAAGAUGAGUGUAAAAAUUUGAGCGAGGAGAACAAUCAACUGAACACUAAGAUCAAAGGUUUGGACGAUAAAGUUGCCAAAUAUGCUUUGGCAAUAUCGACUUACGAGAAAACCGUCGCUAAUCAAAGAAAAGAGAUUGACAAUCAGAUAUCAAAAAUAGAGGAGUUGGAGAAAAUGCGAAGUCGCCUUUACAAUUCAGAAGAAUGCAACCAGGAGCUGAAAAGCGAAAAGGAAAAAUUGACGACUACCGUCAACGAACUGAAAUCUGAAAUGGAUUUAGUUUAUGCCAAGGAAUCCGAUCUGCUCGGUUAUAUCGAGAAAUUGACCGCGACGUGCACAAAGUUGCAGUCCACUAUCUCUGAUACUGAAUCUCAGAAUGAGGAAUUGAAGAAAGAAAACGAAGAGCUUAAAGCGAAUGUUGACGAUCUCAAGGCAGAAAACAACAGCUUGAAUAUGUCACUUAAAAGUGAAACGGAAGCUAAAGUUAUGUUGGAAUCGGACUUGCUACACAAAUUAGAGGAGAAAACAAAAACAGUGCAAGAAUUAGCUACCAAUUUGGAGGAUGUCAGAAAUGAACUUAAAGUUGCCAAGAAGAAAAAUUCAGCCCAUAUAAAGGAUAUAACAAGACAACUGCAACAAUCAAAAAGAAAAAUCGAUUUAUUGGAAAAGAAUUCAAAUAAAGAGCGCAUGGACAGCGGUUCGCGGACCUCCUCAAGUAGCUCGCUUGAUAAAGUCGAUGGUCCAGCACAACAGUCUAUUAAUGGUUCGAAUAACUAUCAGACGAAUCCUGCAAUUUUAGAGAUGAAUAAUGGAAGGGUACCCCAGUGUCCUUCAGAGGACUUGAUGUCUACUGUCGUGGAAGUGAAAACGAAGUCGCCAUCAUCCAGCAAAGUCAACAAUUCGGAUCUUGAUCACGAAAAAUCUAUCAUGUUAGAAAGAAUAUGUCAGCUUCAAAGAACGCAUGCAAAGAACAGCGAGAAGAUUGAUUUCUUGGAAGAACACAAUCAAACUUUGGUUGAGGAAAUUACCAAACAGAAGAGACUUAUUCAAUAUUACCUGCUGAAGGAGGACAGCGGUCAUUUUACAUCAUCUGAUUACGAUGAGAAAAAGGCAAAAUUAGCCAAGAAUCGUGGCGUGAUGUCAUCUGUGUAUUCGUCAAAGCCUACAGACUCCACAAUGACCUUGGAAUUAUCUUUACAAAUCAGUACAAAACUACAGGCGCUUCUUGAAGACACUAUUUUAAAGAACAUAACUUUAAAAGAAAGUAUAGAAACGCUUGGCGACGAAGUUGCAAGAUUAAGUACAGCUUUGUGCGAAAAACAAAGUGAGAACUCAACGUGAAUUGUUGAUUUAAACAGGAAUUCGAUGAUUUUGAUGAUAUGGUCUUGGUAUAACAGAUGAAAAAUUAUCAGUCGUAAUAUUAAUGUCAAUCAACUCAAACCAUUCAACUUGUCGAAGGGGUUAAAUUCACCUGUUAAUCGUUUACGAUGGGCCUAAAUCGUAAACUUUCGUUUCUGUGCACUAAAGUGACUAAACAGACAAUCUGAAUUCAUAACUGACUGGACGAAUAUUUUGUUUUAGUUUUAGUUUUUCUUCAUCACAUCAUGAUGUGAAUGUACUGUGGAAACAUUUAAUUCACUUUAUACGUAAAUCAACAUGUGUAUAUAUCAAAAUGUAAGCCAAUUUGUGUGGGUUGGCCAGUUGAUCUUGAAGUGUAUUUUAGUAAAAUGGCAGCACGUUUUUUAACCAA